CUUAUAGUAAUUACCCGCUUAGAGUCAGUAUCUCUUCUGGAGUCCCGAUAUACCAUGUCCCAGCGGUCUUAUGAGGUGGUCGAAGGAUUUUUCAUGCAAGAAGGUGGCGCUCGUUACGGUCUAGGCGAGGUACUUCCUCCUCGAUUCGGGCUGAUAGAUCGUUCCGAUGGUCGAUGGAAGACGUUCAGGCAAAAGAUCGAUCAGCUUAAUACGUCCUCUCCCGCCGGUACGCAGUACAAGGUGUUUUUCGUGGGCAGACACGGUGAAGGCUUUCACAACGUAGCCGAGGCGAAGUACGGCACAGAGGUGCGACCUAGGCCCUACUUUGUAGUGUCAUUCUAUCCUAACAACCCCCUCCCACGUCGGAAGGAAUGGAACAACUAUUGGUCGAAGGAAAACGGCGAUGGAGAAUUGAUCUGGGGACCGGACCCGGAACUGACGACGCUUGGCAAGGAUCAGGCAAAAGCGGUCCAUGACGCAUGGAAACAAGAACGUAAAUUCGGCAUUCCCAUUCCGGAGAAGCUCUACUGCAGCCCUCUGACACGAGCUAUCCAUACAAACAAGAUAUCAUUCGACUCCAUUAUACCUCAAUCACAGCGAACUAUGAUUAUCGAGAAUCUUAGAGAAACAACGGGCGUCCAUACCUGUGAUAAGCGAAGAACGCGCACUUACAUCGAACAAACUUUCCCUGACUUCGACAUCGAAAAGGAGCUCAUAGAAGAAGACACACUCUGGGACCCUGAAGUGAGGGAAACCCACGCAGAAAUCGAUGCCCGAAUGAGACGCGUACUGGACAUGAUUUUUGGCAAGGACCAGGAACAAUUGCUGCGGGUCAUGAACCACAGACAAUACAUUUUACCAACCGGAGGUUCGUAUUUGAACCUGAUUUGA
Molecule: messenger RNA, 891 nt
Organism: Suillus subaureus
Lineage: Eukaryota; Fungi; Basidiomycota; Agaricomycetes; Boletales; Suillaceae
Product: phosphoglycerate mutase
Exons: 8
Coding region: 55-891 (278 amino acids)
Cellular component (GO): cytoplasm
Molecular function (GO): phosphatase activity
Source: RefSeq, a predicted model, not a curated record